ACAUUCAAAAAUCGGUAUUCCGAUGGAGUUUUGCGAUUUUUUUACUUAACGUUAAUUUCGAUAUGUUUCGUUUGUUAAAACAUUCGGAGUUAUUCCUUUAGCGAAUAAAAUUAUUCUAUCCAUUUUGUUACAAUUCAUUUGUAAUUGGGCUACUUCGCUUCUUAUAUUCCAAUAAUUCGGAGGUAGUUAGGUUAUGUUAUGUCCUAUGUCGGAGGGUGAAAACUGAUCAUGGAUCCGAAUAUCUAUGCACUAGUAUUGGAUACCCUAAACAAGGCCACCAGCCAAGACACAGAAGUUUUAAAACCAGCUGAGAAAAAACUGCAGGAAUGGGAGAUAGAACCAGGAUAUUAUUCUGUCUUAUUGAAUGUGCUCACUAACCACUCAAUCGAUGUGAAUGUAAGAUGGCUUGCUGUCAUGUGCUUCAAGAAUGGAGUGGACAGGUACUGGAGGAGGAAUGCUCCUAAUGCCAUUUCAGAGGAAGAAAAACAGAAACUAAAACAGGGCUUGCUAACAACAAGUAUUUUAAGUGAACCUGUCUCCCAGAUAGCAACACAACAAGCAGUUUUGAUAUCAAAAAUCGCUAGGUUUGACUGUCCAGCUAACUGGCCAGAUUUAGUUCCAGAGCUAAUGGGUGCCAUGAAAACUACACAACCUUUGAUCCAGCACAGAUCUUUGUUAAUCUUCCAUCAUGUAGUCAAGGCUUUGGCUUCUAAAAGAUUAGUUGGUGACAGGAAGACAUUUCAGGAAUUAACCAACUCAGUGUAUUCAUUCAUAUUAAGUCUAUGGCACGAGAACACGGAGAUAUUCUUACGUCAGAUCCAAGAAGGGGCCGCCACCGAAAUAAUUACCGAACAUCUAGAGAAGGCCCUCCUGUGUCUUAGGAUAUUGCGAAAGUUGACAGUGUUCGGUUUCAAAAAGGCGCACGAAAGCCAAGACGCUGUUGCUUUUUUAAACGUAGUAUUCGAUCGGGCUAAGUCCAGCUUGGAAUGUCGUAAACUUCUAAAGGGUCGUGGGAUCUACUUAUUAGAGUUAUGCGAAAAAUUCAUAAUACAUUUAACCAAAGUAGCGUUAGGAGUAUUAUUUUUCCACCCGUUUUCCUAUGUGCCUUUGAUCCGACCGUCUUUAGAAUUCGCUUUGUAUUAUUGCUUCACCGAGCCUGGAAUGGCUCUCAUAUACGAAAGAUUCACGAUACAGUGUCUUAAUAUAGUAAAAGGUAUAUUGCAGUGCAUCGAAUAUAAAGUGCCAAAGGGAACGGAACAGAUCAAGGAACCUAUGACGUUACAAGCGCAUCAAACAAAGAUGGAAGUGUUGGACGCUAACACCCUCUGUCACAUGUGUAGGCACUUAGUGACUCACUAUUUCCUGCUCAGUAGCGACGAUUUAGCUUUAUGGGACGCCGAACCUGAGAGCUUCGCUAUCGAUGAAGCCGGUGAAUCCUGGAAAUACAGUCUGAGGCCGUGCACCGAAGCAUUAUUCAUGGAGCUGUUUCAAUUCCGCGAGGUGCUGUCGCCGGAGCUGGUGCGGCUGCUGGCGUCGCUGCAGCACCGGCAGGUGUCGCCCGACGACCUGCCCGCCAUACUCAACAAGGACGCCAUCUACAACGCUGUCAGGUUGGCCGCCUUCGACUUGUACGAUGAUGUCGAUUUCGAUGAGUGGUUCACGAACGUUUUAAGUCAAGAAUUGAAAAUCAAAGAUAAUAAUUUCAGAAUAAUAAGAAGGCGGGUCUGUCAGCUCAUAGGUCAGUGGUGCGGCGUGCGCGCGUCCCAGUGCCUGCGGCCCGCGAUGUACGAGGCGCUGCUGGCGCCGCUCGCGAGCCGCGACGAGGACGCCGCCGUCAAGCUCGCCGCGGCCGAGGCCCUCCGGAGCACCAUAGACGACUUCAACUUUGACGUGGAGCAGUUCGCGCCCUACGCGCCCCACGCUAUUGCCGCGCUUUACGAGCUCCUGGUGGAGUCGGAGGAGUGCGACACCAAGAUGCACGUGCUGCACGUGGUGUCGUGCGUGACGGAGCGCUGCGGGGCGGGCGUGGCGCGGGGCGGGGGCGCGGGGUCGCUCACCGCCUACCUGCCGCAGCUGUGGCACCACGCCGCCGCGCACCAGCACAACAUGCUGCGGGCCGCCGCACUGUCCGCCCUCGUGCACCUGCUCAAGGCGCUGGGCGAUUGCACACUGACCAUUAGACCGUGGAUCCUGAGCGUCGUCAACGAGUCCACGCGGCUGUCGGAGCCGGCGCACGUGUACUUGUUGGAGGACGCCCUGGAACUGUGGCUCGCCGUGCUGGAGACGUCCACCAGCGCCGACCCCGCCACGAUACAGCUCGCCGAGAACUUGUACCCCAUCAUAGAGCAAUCGACGGAGCACCACCGCAUCGUGGUGUACAUAAUGCAGGCGUACUCGCUGCUGUGCCCCGAGGAGUUCCUGCUGGGCGCCGGCGGCCGCUGCCUGUCGCUGCUGGACGACAUGAUGGCCGACAUGAGGUCCGACGGCGUGCUCUCCGUGCUCAAGAUGGCCGAGAUAUGCCUCAGCGUCACGCUACCGGAGAGGAACACGUUCCUCGGGGUCAAGGUCGUCUGGCCCAUACUCAUCAGAGUCAUUCAUUGUCUGAUGGAAUGCGACGACCUGCCCAUGGUGCUAUCCGUGCGCCUGUGCCUGGUCUCCCGCGUCAUACUGCGGUCCACGGACCUGUUCUACAAGGCGGUGCAGGAGGCGUCCAACGGCUACGUGGAAUACGAUUCGGACCCAGACAAAGUGCUCAACAGACUGCUGCACGUCUGGACGGAAAAAAUGAAUCUGGUCACUCAAGUCGAGAGGUGGAAGGUGGUUGGUCUGGGUCUGGCGGCGUUAUUGACGACGCAGAACGCAGUCGUCCUGCAGUGGUUCCCAGCGAUCCUGCUGAACCUGACCGAAGUACUCAAUGACGUCAUGAAAACCGAGAACAACGCUUACGUGGAUAGCCUGCUGGCCCCGCCCGGGUCGCGGCCGGCGUCGCCGCUGGAGGGCCGCGGGGGCGCGGGGCGGUGGGGCGCGGGCGGCGCGGGGGCGGCGGGCGGCGCGCCGUGCCCGCACGACGUGCGUCGCCGCGCGCUGGCGGACGCGCACCCCGCGCACGUGCUGGACCUCAGGGCCGUCACGCACCACCAGCUGGAGACGCUGAAGAGUCAGGUCGGCGCGGAGACGUUCCAGCGGCUGCUGCAGUCGGCGGAUCCGGAGACGCUGCAGCAGCUCCGCGAGUACGUGCCGCUGUGAGCGCCGCCCCACUACUGGACGACUGCUGAAAGGAUAUUUGGCUUAAGCGACAAUUUUUUUAAUGGCUUAAAUAGGUGGACGAGCUCACAGUCCACCUGGCAUUAAGUGGUUACUGGAGCCCAUGGACAUCUACAACGUAAAUACGCCACCCAUCUUGAGAUAUAAGUUCUAAGGUCUCAGUAUAGUUACAACGACUGCCUCACCCCUUAAGCCGAUACGCAUUACUGCGUCCGGCAGAAAUAAGCAGGGCGGUGGUACCUACUCGCGCGGAUUCACAAAACGUUCUAACACCCCAUUAAUAAACUCCAUUGAACACUUGUUACGCGACAUUUAUCUUUGUAAUUAAAGGUCCAUUUUAUUUGGUAGUUUAAGUUAAUUAAGUUUAUCUCAUUCAGAUAGCUUAAGUUUUUUUUUAUUAUGAUCUUUUUUUUCCAAAUUUGAAACUGUAAAUGGCUCUCCGGUGAAGUUGCAGAAAUGUCGCUUAAACUAUGACGCCUCGAUAUAUAAACGAAGUAAUUGAAGAGAUAAUUUUUUUGUUGAGGGUUCGAGGGGGUAACGCACUGUCUCUUUCCCGCAAAGCUAGUGCUCGUAACGUGUGACGUCAUACCUUGCUAUACCGUGUUGUCCGUGUUACAUACAUAUGUCUGACAUUCGUCAAUUAUGAUAUUUGAAUAGUUUUUUUUUUUUUUUUUGUUUGUAGAAAAGAAUUAAUCAGUCGACUUGCUUAUCAUAAGUUUUGAAAUUUUUUCUUUUGUUAAAAUUUGUAUUUAUUUGUUGUUUAUCGAAGACGAAAUUACCGAUCGGUCCAUAGACACCAACGAUACAUGCAGCACAGUUAUGCGACUAUAAAGUAAACGCUUGAAUUUGACGGAGAAUGGAUUUUGAACUUUGAGUGAAUUGUCGAUAUGGCCGAUAGUUGUACGAAUUGCAUCCAAUUUGAAUAGCGCAGCUGGGCUCGCGGUGUGUUGUUGUGUGGUUGCUGGAGCCCACGGGCAUCAUUACGUUACGUCGCCCGUCUACACGCCGCGUGAGGUGUCCUUGUAGCCGUAGGUUGCUAUAAUAACGGUUACAGACCAUACAUUGGCGGUUUCACCGCGCGCGGACUGUUGCCGGCCUGUGCUAAGGGUCCGUUCACACCGACCGGCUCGGAGAGCAUCGUCCCGCUUUUUUUCUUUUCACACAGACCGGAUCCUAUACGUUUGGAAUUGACCGGAGCCGAGCCGCCAACUAUUUCACAUAGACCGGCUGGAAGAGAUCUGAAAGCCCAUCGGCUCCUCAUAUUAGUUAACAUGCAGCGCGUUCAAGCAUUCUUAAUGAUAAAAAAGUGCACAUGCAAAAAUAAACUUUACUACAAUUACACAAAACUCACUUUCCAACGUGAUAAAAAUCUGCCCUCCUCUUCGAGCUGGUCAGUGUGAACGGACCCUGAUGCUCGCGUUAGAAAGAGAUAGAACACACCAGACCGGCGCACACUUCCUUGUUUUGACACGAAUUUGGAACGCGUUUCUUGACGUAGUCUCGGAUUCUUCGAAUAAGAUGACUAAAAAAGUCGAAACAACCACCAUUUUACUGAGACUAUAUUUCAUCCCAAUUGAUUAAAAGUCUCAAAUAAAUCAACUUCAUCUUAUGUCACUUAACAAUUGAAGAUUUUGUUAAUAAACUUGAUACUGGCAACAAUGACGUCGCAAGAAGCCGAUUCCCAUACUUAAAAAAAAAGAAGAGGGAUAAUUCGUAACGCAUGCUUUGAUCGCGAUUCGUAUUUUGCGGUCGACCAUAUUGCGUGACUUAUUAAGCUUUGUUGCUUUAUUUGAAUUUACAUCGAAUGAAUUUAAGUCUUUUAUGUUCAAGUUGUCGUUAUGUUAAUGACGUGAUUAGGUUUCAAAAUAAUACAGCCUAAUGAUAAACGUUUUUUUUUUACAAUUAACGGCUUAUACUAAAUAUAAUUCUCAACUAGACGAGACUUUUUAAGUUCUGCUUAAUUGUCGGUAAAUUGUAUAUUUGAAAUGGAAUUUUGUGUUUUGAGAUUUUCCAUGGAUGUGUUAAUACGUUAAAUCUAAAAGGAAUUCGGUGAUUUUCUUUGUUUUUUUUUUGUUUAAUUAAAUUGACGAUCUUAUACUUCCGUUGUUUGGAAAUAUAUCUAAUUAUACUGUGGUAAUAAUAUAGAUAGACUAAUGUAUAUAAAUCGAAGAAAAAUAAGAACGCCCUAAACCAGUGAUUCUCAACCACUGUGCCGCGGCACUUUUGUGUGCCGCCAAAUUUCAAAAGUGUGCCGCCUAAUUUUGCAAAUACGUAUAUAAUAAUGUUAAUAUUAUUAAAUUAUAUCAUUUAAAAAGAAAAUAUUUUUAACAUGAAUAUAUAUUUAAAUCCACAAAGAAAUAAAUUAUUUUAUUAUUUGCUUUGCAACGCGGUUUUUCUUAGUGCCAAAUUAUGAUGAAGCGGCGUGCAUAGCAAUAGGAAUAUGUCUCAAGUCGGCGCACACUUGCCACUUCUGCGUACAAAACGUGUUGUUUUAGUGAUACUUGGGAUUCACAAGGUGUUGCAUAGUAGUUACUGCACCUUUUCUUUCGUUAAAAUUGGCAAAUGUAUGUGAUUCGGUAGAAAGUAAAUAAUUUUUAUCGUUUUCUUUGUGUGCCGCCAAUUUUUGAAAUCGUUAAAUAUGUGUCGCAACAAAAAAAAGGUUGAGAAUCACUGCCCUAAACACUUACAGUAAUGUAAAGGGCGUUAGUAUCUUAUGUCUUUUACCAAUCUUUAUACGACACAAAUAAGCUAACCUAAGCUUUAUGUCUAAUGUUAAAAAUAGUGUCACCAAAUUUCAUUCUUCAAACGAGGCUUGUGGAGAUUAUUAAGCGAUAGGCACGGGCUUGGCUCUGCUCCUGGCAUUGGCUGAAGUCCAUGGGCGACGGUAAUCACUCACCAACAGGUGGGCCGUGCGCUCGUCUGCCUACAAGGGCAAUAAAAAAAACAUCUGGCAUAAUAAUUGUAAAAUUUUAUUUUAUUAUCCACCAAUUUGCAUUAGGACAACGUGCGUGGAUUAAGGCCUAAAUCCCUCUCAGUUCUCUUGUUAGAAGAGAGGAGAUCCGUGCCCAGCAGUGGAACACAAAUGGGUUGCUAUAAUAAUGUUGAAUCUGUGCUUAUAUAUAGAGCGUGUGUGAUAUUAUUUAGGGUGAUAAUUAUAAACAAGACACGACAGUUUGCAACCUGUUUAUAGUGUCGUCGACUUGACACAGACUGAACUAAACUAAGCCCGCCACGAUAAUAUUUUUUGUUUUUUUUUAAUGCGUACAUGGGUGGACGAGCUCACAGCCCACCUGGUGUUAAGUAGUUACUGGAGCUCAUAGACGUCUACAACGUAAAUGCGCCACCCACCUUGAGAUACAAGUUCUAAGGUAUCAAGUAUAGCUACAACGCCUACCCUACCCGUCAAACCGAAACGCAUUACUGCUUCACGGCAGAAAUAGGCAGGGCGGUGGUACCUACCCGCGCGGACUCACAAGUGGCCCUACCACCAGUAAAAACUGUAAAUGUUAAGUGUAAAGUAAAAUGUUAUUUGAGGUUUUUACAAAUAAUCAUUGGUCAUUGGUUGUCAUUGGUUGUCAAGUGUUGACAUCGGAGAAAACCCUCACAUUUUAGAGUGACGUCACUUACGUUGUGUUAACUUUUAGCUUCCGUAGCAACUUAAUAAUGGUCGUGAGCUAGUCACCAUAAAAAUGGGGUUAUAAUAAUAUAAAUAAAACACCAGAGCAAGCUAAUGUUUUCCAUGCACCAGGCUACGGAACCUUCAAUGCUAACAGUCUUUAUCCGAUGACGAACAUACAGCACGUAAAUAGAUUUCAAUAAUAAAUGAUUUACUGCGAUCUUAUGAGCGAUUCGGAAAUUCUAAUUGUGCAUGUCAGAAAAACAAACUUAACUCUGCGGAGGAAAUAAUUUAUCCCUUAUACGUUAAAUACGUAAAGGUCGAUGCGUCACCUGCAAAUGUAAGUUUGUAAAUUACAAAAGUUUUUUUUUUGUUUUUUGACCGGCGCGGCGGCUUUGAGAAAAUGUGAUCAAUCUGACUUUUAAAUUUAUUGUAAAAUUAAAAAAAUUAUCUCAAAUUAACAAUUGACAUUAAGAUUUAUUCCUCAAUUAUAAUCAUUCGUAAUUAAGUCAAGUAAAUAAAUAAAAAAUCAUUGCAAUUUCAAUACCACGUCACCGUAAAGGAAUAACAUCGUAUUUACUGGUGGUAGGACGUCUUGUGAGUCCGCGCGGGUGGGUACCACCACCCUGCCUAUUUCUGCCGUGAAGCAGUAAUGCGUUUCGGUUUGAAGAGUGGGGCAGCUGUUGUACUGUAAAACUGAGACCUUAGAACUGAUUUCUUAAGAUAGGUGGAUAGACUCGGGUAACAAUUUAACAUCAUGUGGGUCGUGAAUCCGUCGACCAAUUUAACGGUAGGCAGCGGCUUGGCUCUACCUCUGGUAUUGCUGAGGUCCAUGGGCGACGGUAACUACUCACUAUUAGGUGGGCCGUAUGCUCGUCUGCCUACAAGGGCAUAAAAAAAACGUCUGUCCCACCACUUUGCACCAAAAAGGAUAACUGUAUUGCUCUAAAAAUUCACAAGACAGCGACACAUUUUCCACAACAUGCUCCACUACCAGAAAUAAAGCCCCUUAGGCUAAGAAUGAAUGCGUAGGGGAAGAAAUAAUGGCAUAGGUCGGUCAUCGCCAAUUGAAUUUUAUUUCCCAAAUAUUUCAUCAUUCGCUUUCUCGCUCGACUGUACCUUCACCUGUUUCGAUUAAGUCGAAAGAAAAUUACGAUCGAGAAUAAAUUGAAUGGAAGUUCGUAAACGUUUAUUUAUUUUUAAUUGUACAUAAGACGGUUUCUAAUAAAAUAAUAGACCUCUGUGCUUAGCGCGAGUUUUUUAACUUCUCGAUCGCGUAAAAGUUAACUUGGAUUUGUAUGGAGUUGAAACAGCGCCCCUAGCGGCAAACGUAGUGUUACGAAUGUAAAAAACUCGCACUAAGCACACUGUGAAGACAUCGACGAUUAAUGUUCUACCGAUUAACACAUUGACUGCCGUGUAGGUUACCGGUGUCCUACGCGGCGCACUAAAGUAAUUAUGUGGAUUUCUGUUACUAAGCGCCUCGAUUGUCUAACUUCGCCUUCUUUUGUUUGUUAAUGUACGUUUUAGACACUUAGGUCUCUUAGAAAUAGAUUUAUUCUCAGUAUCUUCGGACUGUCUAUUGAAUAUUCCGGCUCCCUUAGUAAGAAGAUCGAAGAGAGAAAUCGACAUAAUUACUUCAGUGCGCCGCGUAGGACACCGGUGACUUACACGGCAGUCAAAGGGUUAAUCACGACGGAAACGUACCCGAGUACGAAAGUUAAUGAAAAAUAAUGCAUUAAUGUUUAUUUUGUAAAUUUUGUGGUCCUCUAUGAAAAAUGUAAGAAAUAUGUAAUUAAAAAAAAAAUUAUAAUAAUAUAGAUAACCUUAUUUAAUUAAAGUAUAUUUAAAAAUAACGUUAAAACGCGUUAUGAACUUUUGCCAUGAUCGCACUGUAUGUGUUAUGUUAUAAAAUAAAUACAUUUUUGAUUUACUUCGCCACUGGAUGAUACCUUUUAAGGAGAAUGCCAUGUAUCACAACAUUUCAUAUCUGACCGAUGCACUAAAUGAAGACGUAUCGAUUUAUUUUAACAAGUUUAAAUUUUGUUUAUUACAAAUACAAAUCAUACAUUUUGUUUAUUAUAAAAAUAAUUUUGUUUAAAUUUUGUUUAUUACAAGUAAAUACGGAAUUCGAGAAAGGUAUAAUGAUAUAAGAAGGACGCGGUUGGUUUUGAAUUGAAACUAAAUUUUGUAAUAAAACUUAUUGUAAUACGUUUUCCAUUGCGGCUUCGAACAGAGCUCUGAGUACUCUUGCUUGCGGCAAUAAAGUCUUGAAGGCGAAAAUCGCUAUAGAGGAAAGUAUAUCUUUUAUGUGUAUACGGUAAUUUUUUUCUGUAAAAUUAAAUUUCUCAUUUAUGUGUAUUCGAUAUAAAUUAUAAUAACAAAAAAAAAUAAUUAAGAUAUAUGUUUCGAUGAAUUGCAGAGAAAAUUUGUCUAUUGUUUGAUUAAAAAAAAAGCAAUACAUAAUUAAUGUAAUUCGAUUUGUUAUAAAAACGCUUGAGACAUUCUAUGAAUUGAUUCGUAAUAUUGUAUGUAACCGAAACAGGAUAUUGUGUCCUAUACUUAUGAAAAGUUAAAACAUCUUUUAUCUUCAUAAUAAAGAUGCCUAAUAAAUAAAUGUAACAA
This is a messenger RNA of Bombyx mori (domestic silkworm), 9505 nucleotides long. It is a transcript of the gene Impbeta11, whose product is annotated as importin-11. NCBI's taxonomy places the organism in Eukaryota, Metazoa, Arthropoda, Insecta, Lepidoptera, Bombycidae. Gene Ontology annotation, molecular function: small GTPase binding. The record is from RefSeq and is a predicted model, not a curated record. Bases 229 to 3246 code for a protein of 1005 amino acids. Gene Ontology annotation, cellular component: nuclear envelope; cytosol. The transcript is spliced from 17 exons. Gene Ontology annotation, biological process: protein import into nucleus.